Racocetra persica is the source of this 357-nucleotide messenger RNA. Lineage: Eukaryota; Fungi; Glomeromycota; Glomeromycetes; Diversisporales; Gigasporaceae. The record is from the annotation of a GenBank genome assembly.
AGCGAUUCAAUGGUCGAGUGCUUCGGAAUUACUCGUGAUCCUGAAACUAGUUGUUAUAUGUUUGUUGUUAGACUUUGUAAUGAAAACCUCUAUCAAUUCCUUAAACGAACUAGGGGACAACUUGAUUGGAGAAAUAGAAUUGAUAUGCUUUAUGAAAUUGCUAAUGGCCUUAAACAAAUCCAUGAUUGUGGGCUUUAUCAUGAAAAUUUACAUGGAGGAAAUUUGUUAACUGAAAUGACAAAUAAUGGUAUUAACAUAAGAAUUUCUGACACCGGAUUGCAUGAUAAAGGAAAAACAAUGACAUAUUUGAUCUAUGACCUAUCAUCUCAUCUGGAAUAUUCCACAGAAAAUAAUUAA